Molecule: messenger RNA, 4749 nt
Organism: Panonychus citri (citrus red mite)
Lineage: Eukaryota; Metazoa; Arthropoda; Arachnida; Trombidiformes; Tetranychidae
Gene: Ptr
Product: patched domain-containing protein 3-like
Exons: 4
Coding region: 669-4259 (1196 amino acids)
Cellular component (GO): plasma membrane; cytoplasmic vesicle membrane
Source: RefSeq, a predicted model, not a curated record
AUUUAAGUUGCAAAAACUAAAUUGUUACUUUUAAGGUGUUAACCUAAUAGAUUGUUGUUGGUGGCGCUGUUGAUCAUUUCUUGGGUUGGCUAAUCAAUUGAAAGGUUGUUCAAGUUUUUUGGUUAACAUUUUGUUUCUAAUUGUGAUUAAUAUAUUGUUGAGUCGAGUUUAAUCUUAAUUGUUUGAGUGGUUAAUCCUCCGUCCAUGGUGUUCAUUUCUUUGGUUGUUUUAAUUGUUGUUUAAUUUAUUGACACUUGUUCUCGAUUGUUUCAUUUCAAUUUAUUGAUCAUAAUUUUUGUUGAUUGUUGGGUAAACUUUUUCGCAAAUUGUUUCUUUAUUGUGAUUAGACCAAGGAUUGUCUUGUGUUAUUUUGCCCACUGCUCAUUAUCAACUAAUCAAAGUGCCAAUUUGUUGAUUGUUGUGUCAAAAACGGAAAUAAUGUUUCGUCAUGUUGAUUGUUUGGACACCAGCGAUUUGUUUUUAUCGACAAAAGUAAAUCUUCAAUUGACCGGUUGAAACCAUUGGAUUGACCAAUCAACCUAAUUACCAGCAUCAGAAUAUCAAUUUCAAUAGAAAAGUUAAAUUCGAUUAACGAAAUUAAACUGAUAUUUUGAAGAUUAAUUAGCUUUCAUCUAGUAGAUUGGACAUCUAACCAAAGAGUAUCCAAAAUGUCGUGCAUUGAUCACGCUCUUUCGAGGAUGUUCACCAAGAUCGGUCGUAACAUCGGUCGUCAUCCAGGUUAUUAUCUUGUGAUUCCUAUUUUCGUGUCCAUCAUAUUUGCCACUGGAUUUCAACAGAUGAGAUAUGAAGAUGACCCCGAAUACCUUUUCAGUCCAACCGACGGAGCAUCGAAACACGAACGGGCGGUGAUCGAUAAUCUAUUCCCAAUGAACUACAGUCGAAACUUUAACCUUGGUCGGAUAACACACAAAGGUCGUUUCGGUCGGGUGAUCGCUAUUGCCAAGGAUGAGAGUAAUGUCCUUACUAAAAGUGUCUUCGAUGAGAUUGUACAAUUGGAUCGAUUGAUUAAAAACAUGACCAUUAAAUUUGACGAUGAUCCGUAUACAUAUGAAGAUCUUUGUGCCCGAUCGGAAGGCAAAUGCUUCGAGAACGAUAUUCUUGACUUUGUACCUCGAAUUGAAGACAUUGAGAGUCACAAGUUUUGGCUCAAAUAUCCGUUGUGGGUAAACACGGACAUAUACAAGGCCUACUUUUUCCCCGCUUAUUUGGGCGGAGUGGCCCGAGAUUCAAACGAUCUCAUCGAAAAUGCCAAAGCAAUAAACCUAAUGUACUGGUUGGAUAUCAGUCAGAAACACGGCGAUGAAAAAGCGGCCAUUUGGGAGGACAAUUUCCUCAAACGGGUGUCUAACCUUUCGUUCAAACACAUUAAUGUGGCUCGAUUUGUGUCCACUACACUUCGAGAUGAAUUAGAAUCAAACACCAAAAGUUUGGUGCCUUUCUUUUCAAUCACGGUAAUAAUCAUGCUCGUGUUUUCCGUCGGAACCUGUAUGAUGUCCGAUUGGGUCAGGUCGAAACCCUGGUUAGGACUUUUGGGCUGCGUCUCCGCUGGACUUGGAGUUCUAACCGCUUUCGGAAUAUGUUUCUACUUACGCGUCGAUAUGAUUGGUAUUAAUCUUGCAGCGCCUUUUCUCAUGUUGGGGGUUGGUAUGGAUGACGCUUUCGUAUUGUUGGCCUCGUGGAGACGGACUAAUCCCGAUUUACCGAUCGCUGAACGAUUGGCCGAAACUUAUUCAGAAUCAGCAGUUUCGAUCACAAUUACAUCAUUAACUAAUUUCAUCUCAUUUUUGAUCGGCACUUACACACCUUUCCCAUCGGUCAGAAUAUUUUGUAUCUACACUGCGGUCGCCGUGUUGACCACAUACAUUUUCCAUGUGACCUUUUUCGGAGCUUGUAUGGUUUACUUUGGACGGGCUGAGAAACGCAAUCUCCACGGACUGUUACUGAUUCCGGUGAUGCCCAAAUCGUUAGCGAAGGAUAAAGGAUAUUUGUUCCGUCUCUUGUGUACCGGCGGUCGAAAUGAAGAUGACCCUGAUAAUAAAGAAGAUAAUAAGGAGCACAUGAUGAUGAUCUUUUUCCGUGAAAAUGUUGCCAAUGCGUUGAAUCGAGGAGCGGUCAAAGUACUGGUCAUCUUCGUCUUUUUGAUCUAUUUGUCUAUCGGUAUUUAUGGUUGUACCCAAGUGAAGGAAGGUCUUGAUCGCCGAAAGUUAUCUCGUGAUGAUUCAUAUUCUGUCGACUUUUAUGACUACGAAGAUCGCUUUUUCCGUGAAUAUCCUUAUCGAAUUCAGGUUGUCAUUAAUGACACUCUUAACUACGCCGAUCCAAGGGACCAGGAGAAGGUUGAAUCGGUUCUGUCCAAAUUUGAAUCUUCGACUUAUGUUGGUAACCGAUCGAUGACUGAAUCUUGGCUUCGAUCUUACCUUGAAUUUCUGAACCAAGAGGACAGUUUCCUCUUUUUACAAGCACUGAAUGUCUCCGAAAAGGGCGAUUUCUAUCGUGGACUUCGAGAUGUUUUCCUCAAAUUCCCGAUGACGGAAGCGUUUAGAAACGAUGUUGUCUUUAAUGAAGAUGGAACUGAGAUCAUCGCUUCUCGUUUCAUGAUCCAAACUCACAACAUUAAAGACGCGAACAUGGAGAAAGAGAUGUUGAUUGAACUUCGACAAUUGGCCUCAUCGGCUCCUCUUAAUGUCACAAUUUUUCAUCAACUGUUUAUCUUUUUCGAUCAGUUCAUUUUAGUUCGAGAAAUUUCACUUCAAACAAUCACCGUUGCCGCGAUCGUCAUGAUGGCCAUUUCAAUGUUAUUUAUUCCGUCGCUUUCAUGUGCCAUUUGGGUCGCAUUUUCAAUCAUAUCAAUCGAGGUCGGUGUCAUCGGAUACAUGACACUUUGGGACGUUAAUUUGGAUUCGAUAUCAAUGAUCAAUCUAAUCAUGUGCAUCGGAUUCUCGGUUGAUUUCUCAGCUCAUAUUUCGUACGCGUACAUUUCGUGCGGAGAGGAAACUGCCGCUGAACGGGUUCGAUCGUCACUCUACUCAUUGGGCUUACCCAUUUUCCAAGGAAGUGUGUCCACAAUUCUGGGUAUCAUCGCUUUGGCCUUCGCACCUUCAUACGUUUUCCUUGUUUUCUUUAAGACCGUUUUCUUGGUGAUGCUUUUCGGUGCCACUCAUGGUGUCCUUUUGCUUCCGGUUCUCCUUUCAAUAACUGACCUUUGCCGUCCAUCUUCUAAACGGGACAAAUCAUUAGCUUCUGGUACACUGAAUCAAUCGUAUCCUGGUUUAGAUUUGACUGGUGUUCCACAUCCAUUUUUAAUUCCCGAUAAAACGUUUGAUGGUAAAAAGAUAACGGCUUCCGUUAAUCCGAUUUUUAUCCCUCGGCCAAGUUUGACUGGCGGAAUAGUUGGUGCAACUGGUCUGUCCCCUGCAGGUUCGGCGAUUGUUGAUGAAGAUUCAGGCGCUGGUUCAAAAAGUUCAGCAAGUUCAGAAAAAUCUGUAGGAGGACCUGGUGAUCUCGAUUAUGGCCUAGGUACUUCGGGAGAGGAUUGUUCAGAGGGUUCAUGGGGCAAGGGCGGUAAAUCCUCGUCCAUUUCAUCGGACUCAGGUCACAAUAAAACCAAAGGUAAACAAUCUGGUCAAAUGGUUGUAACCUCGAGUGAAACUUGUACCAACCUUUCAUCGGGUUUGGUUAAUCACUCGACGAAAGUUGCAACAAACGUACAAAGACAUUUGUACACUCGAUGGCCACCAAGUGGACUGAAUCGUGGUGAAGAUCAUGUUAAUCACGGUUAUGUCAGUGAUUCCGGUGAGAUUGACAAUUACGACCCACCCUUACCGGUAAUGUCACACAUUCAGGGUCACCUUUCAUCUGAUCAACAAUUUAAUCGAUCAACAAUCAAUAGAUUAUCAGCUUACCAUGAAUCAUCACCUUCAGCUGAUAAUCAUCGUAGUAAAUCAAACGGUUGGCCAAAACAAUUGAUUACCAACCAACAAUUGACCAAAGGAACAAUUAAUCUUAAUAAAUCAAUGGAUGAUAAUAGUUUCCUUUCAUCAUCUGAAAGGCAGCAAAUUAAACAUCGGUCUGGAACCGGUUCAAGGGAAUUAAUUAACUCUAAUCACUAUACAACCAAUCAAACUAAUCAAUCAUCAAGAUCAAUGAUUAAACCUCGAAACAAAACAAUUAACGAUAAGGACAAAUUUAGCAGAUCAAAUAUUAAACAUGAUAAAUUGUCUCCCAAUGAAACUAAAUAAGGAAACAAUUAAUACUUUAAUUACUUGGUCAACUUAAUUGGACAUUUUGACAAAAGUUGAUUAAAAAAUUGGCUACUUCUUAAUCAUCAUCAUCACAAUCAUCUUCAUCUUCAUAAUCAAUUAAUAAUCAUUUACAUUUACAUAGGAAUAAUAAUCAAAAGGAAAAUAUUAUUGGAAUCAAAUUGUUACGAUUACAAUUAUAAAAAAAUUAGAGUUCAAUUGUUAAUCUAAUGUCUCAAUCAAUCAUAUCAAUUCAUAAUAUAAUCAACAUAAGUUGAGUGAUAAUCAGUUGGACUAAUUUUGAAUAUUUUUUACGGUGGCACAAUUAAUCAAUUUAAUUGUAAAUGGUUAAAUGAUAAUCUAUUAAUCAAAUACUAAAUUGUAACUCCAAAUCAAAUAUUUCAAAUUGUUAUAUAUUAUUUUGUCUGACAAUUUAUUUUUUUGCCGAUUAAAGUGCCAAUUGAAGAGACUCAUAAAAAAAACACUCAAA